AUGAAUAAGAUAAGAAGUAAUUCAAUUGAAUCUUCAACAUCAUUAUCAAUAUCAAAUUUUAUAAAAUAUUAUUGGAUUAAUAUAAUUAUAUUUGUAUCGAUUUUAUUGAUAUUGGGAUUAAAUUUAAUUUCAGUGAUAAUGGAGACAAGGGAUCAUUUUGAUAUUACUCGAUUAAUAACUUUAUUUGAUAAAGAACAAUGGCUACUAGCUUCAACAGUUUCACCAUUAAUUAAAACUAUCAAUAAUAGACAGCGAGUUUCACUAUUAACAAAUACUUUUAUAUUAGUAAUCGAUUUCGUUUUAUUUGCUUUCUUAUGUGCUUUAAUUUUAAAAAGAAAUUUAUUCACAAACAAAUCAUCAAAUAAUAAUAAUAAUAAUAAUAUUAAAAAUGAUCACGAGAGGGAUCGUUUAAUUCAACCUAAACAAACUAAUAAAUAUUAA
Molecule: messenger RNA, 441 nt
Organism: Dictyostelium discoideum AX4
Lineage: Eukaryota; Evosea; Eumycetozoa; Dictyosteliales; Dictyosteliaceae
Exons: 1
Coding region: 1-441 (146 amino acids)
Source: RefSeq, a predicted model, not a curated record